Messenger RNA from Pyrenophora tritici-repentis Pt-1C-BFP, 261 nucleotides. The record is from RefSeq and is a predicted model, not a curated record. NCBI's taxonomy places the organism in Eukaryota, Fungi, Ascomycota, Dothideomycetes, Pleosporales, Pleosporaceae.
AUGAACCUCAUUUGGAUCCCCAUCCGCGCGCCCCGCGCCAUUUCGUACCGAACCGCUCUGACGCUGGGCGCUUGUGCGGGGCUGGUGCCGGCCAGCAGUACCCUGGCCCUGGCACCACAUGCUGGGCCCCUAAUACUGGUUAAGGUACAUGCUGCCGACGCUACGGAAGAGGAGCGUGCGAACAAAGUUGCAAUGCGAAACGUCAAGGAGGCGUAUUGCGUACAUCGUCUGAUACAUCGCAUCGUGGAGCGUGCGGGCUAA